AAAGAUUUCAAAAUUACUUUUAGAAAAAAGGAAUACAAACAAGAAGCCAAGGAAAGGAGAAAUAAAAAAGUCACUGUUACUAAUGUUACCAAUAUUCCCAAUAAUUCCAAUAAUAGUUCAAACAAAGUUAUAAAUAAUUUUGAAGAAAAAUUCCAAGAUAAUAAUAAAAAUAAUAAUAUACCAAAAGAAACGGUUAUAUAUGUUGAUGCAGUAUCAUCAAUUGAUUCUCAAGAUAAUAAAAAUAUUUCUCGAAUUAUUGAUAAUAGUAAAUUUUCUCUAGAAAUAACCAAUGUAUCCAAUGAUAUUAAAGAUGAAACAUCAACAACAAUUUAUACCACACCUAAAGAUCUUUUAAAAAAUCAAAAUGUUUGGCGUCAAAAAAUAAGAGCAGAACGGGAAGCCGAUUUAAAAAAAUUACAAGAAACUUCGGGAAUUUUAUCAUUAUCAUCUACAAAAUGUAUGAUACCACCUGAUUAUAGAGGAUUAAAACGAGAAAGAGGAAUUGAGAAAUUUAAUUUAUUACAAAAACGAAAACGACAAGAAAGAUUAAAUCAUUUAAUUGAUUUAUAUCAUCGUACAUCAAGUUUUGUAACAUUAAAUAAUUUAGAUUCUAAAAUUGAUGAAGCUUUUAAUAAAACACAACGAGUUUACACGAAUACAUUAGAUGAUAUGCAAAUGGAUUAUAAUGAAAUGGGAGGUGGAGUUAGUGAUGAAGAAGUAUUAAAAAGAUUAAAUCAAAUUUAUGAUAUAUUAGAAGGAACUUCACAUGGAAAAAAAUAUCCUGGAUCAGAUCAAAUCAUAAAACCCAACCCUCCUCCUGAUUCUCUUGGUUCUAAUUCUAAAGAUAAAGAGUAUGAAAAUAAGGUAAAAGUUGAAGAAAUAGAGAAAAUUGAUGAGGAAACAGAUUUGGGAUUACUUUCUUUGUUAAAAGAUGAUGAAAUUGAUAAAACUUAUAAAAUUGACAAAAUUGAUUGA
Dentiscutata erythropus is the source of this 975-nucleotide messenger RNA. The record is from the annotation of a GenBank genome assembly. NCBI's taxonomy places the organism in Eukaryota, Fungi, Glomeromycota, Glomeromycetes, Diversisporales, Gigasporaceae.